Messenger RNA from Thelazia callipaeda (thelaziosis nematode), 3255 nucleotides. The record is from the annotation of a GenBank genome assembly. NCBI's taxonomy places the organism in Eukaryota, Metazoa, Nematoda, Chromadorea, Rhabditida, Thelaziidae.
AUGGAUAGUUCAAAUGAGGCAGCAAGUAUUGUUAGAUGUGAUCCGGACAAUACUGUGGAAAGAUUGUUCAUUUUUAUUCAUUCAGAAAAUGCGAAUGAAGUGCUACAAAUAUUGAACAAUAAAGAAGUUUCACUUGACGUAGUAGAUAAGACUGGGAUGUCACUUUUAGACCAAGCCAGUUGGUCUGGUCUUGCAGAUGUUGUUCAAUUUUUGUUGGCAAAUGGCGUUAAUCCUAAUAGAUGCGAUCAUGAUUCAGGCUAUAAAUCUCUUAUGUUUGCUGCAAUUGCUGGACAUCAAGAAAUCUGUCAACUGCUCUUAGAUUAUGGUGCACAUGCAUUUUCAACAAAUUCUGUUGGCAAAACAGCAGCAGAAAUGGCGGCUUUUGUCGGACAACAUGAGUGUGUCAGUAUUAUCAAUAGCUAUGUAGAAAUGGAUGAAAUUGAAAAGUUAUUACAUCCUAAGGGAAAUGAUAGCGAUGAAGUUUAUCCGAAGGAAUUCUCGCAAGCACUACAUGAUCUGAUUAAAACUCAUCUCAUACAUCCUGUCUGGGUCAUGUUUUUUAUACGCGAUCAUUACGAUAUAAUAUGGCCGUAUCAUCUAAAGUUUUGUUAUGUAUUAGACAGGGUUUUCGAAAGGCAAUUGCGAUGCAAGCAAUCCAAUGAGGUUAUGUCACUGAAAUUAUGGUUAGUUUUAUACACUGUGCGCGAUGUAUUCAAAUUUUUGGAAGGAAUGCAAGAUAUAAAAAAGUAUAAUGCAAAAGCGUUAAUUAAAAGUUAUGCAAAACAACUGUUGAAAAUGGAACGAAGUGAUCAGAUACGACCGAAUUUUGAACGCUAUUUGAGAAGUGCUGUUCAGGCAUUUCCAUAUCAUCACUGCUUACUUUUUCAAACCCUCGUUAAAAAUCUCGCGGCGGUAAAAUUUGGGAAUCUACCGGAUGCAUUUCACAUCAUAAUGGUAGUCUUUUCGGGGCAGCGAAUGGUAGAAACAUCUCAUUUUUGUGCAACAUGUGGUGCUAUCACUUAUACAAAACGCUGCUGCAAUAAUGUAUACUAUUGCCAUUCUGAAUGCCAAAGGUUAGAUUGGUCUAAUCAUAAAAUGUUUUGCAACAAAUUUAACAAUGGAAAACAAAAUGGAAAUUGUAUGGAGUCGAAGGAAAAUAUUGAUAUGAAAUCACUGGAGCAAAACACGAGUAGAAAUAAUGAAAUCAUUGCGGCAUUAGCUAAUGUUGAUCUGGCAUCGAGCUGUAUUGCUGCUUUGAUGUUUGUGGAAAUAGUUGACCCCAUUUCGGGAAAGCGAACUUGGAAAGUUGCCGAUGAGGAUUAUGAUUUGGCCCAAGAAAUUGCUCGCAGUGCUUAUGGUGACAUGGUCCAUGAUUUUGAAAGAAAUCAGAAAUACGAACUUGCUCUGAGAUCAGUGAUCAGUGAGCUUAAAAGAAAAGAAAAAAGAGUUCACGUCGUUGAUAUUGGUGCUGGUACUGGAUUACUUUCAAUGAUGGCAAUGCGAUCUGGUGCUGACUGUGUUACGGCCAUUGAAAUGAUGAAACCAAUCGCAACUUGUGCAGAAAAAAUCAUCAUGAAAAACGGUUAUGAGGGGAAGAUACGCUUGGUCGCUUCACGAUCCACGGAACUCAUGAAUGAAGAAUUAAAUACUUUUGAAAAAGGACACAUUAUUGUUUCUGAAGUAUUCGACACUGAGUUGAUUGGAGAAGGUGCACUGCGUACUUUCAAAGAAGCACAUGAAAAGUUGGCCAAACCUGGCUGUAGAGUUGUUCCAUCAUCGGCUCGAACAUACAUUGUCCCUGUACAAAGUGAUUUUCUCUCGCGUUUUCAUAAAUUUUCUUUUCGCGGUUUUAAAAUUCCAGAACCUAAUAAAUGUUGCCCAGGCACAGGAGCAGUGCAUGACAUACAACUAUCGGAAGUUCCCAUGGAUAAAAUUACCUUGCUUACUUCGCCUUUCAUAACUUUUAGUUUUAAUUUUGAAGAUGGACCGUCUAUUAAAUACCGGGAAACAGUUAUCAAAACUUUCACUGCUCAAACAGAUGGCACGUUGGAAGCAAUUUUAAUGUGGUGGGAACUCGAUAUGGAUGGCAAGGGAACAAUUAUAUUAAGCACUGCUCCAAAAUGGUGGAAUAGUGAGGCAAAAUGGAGAGAUCAUUGGAUGCAAGGUGUUUACUAUCCUUCUAAACGUAUUAAAGUUCGAAAGAAUCAGUUAAUUUCGCUCUCGUGUUCACACGACGAAUUCUCUUUUCGGUUUGAUAUUUAUCAAGAUGAGUACGUUUCAAUUUUCCAGCCGAAACCACAGGUUUCUCUGGCAAAAUAUUGUACAUGUAGAAUACAUUGUGCUUGUUCGCGAAAUACUAUGUAUCGAUUAAAUGAACGUGAUGAUGACAUUCACUUCAAAGAAUUUUUAAAGAAGAAUUUUACUGGAAAAACAGUAGCUUGUUUUGAUGGCGGAUCUUUGGUAAGCUUAAUGCUUGCAAAAUAUGCAAAAAUGGUGCAGGUUGUUGAAUUGGAUCCUUCAUUUACCCAAUUAGUUUCAUCUUUUAUUGAUGAAAAUGAUAUCAAAAAUGUUUAUCUUUCUGAUGAUACUUCUGCUUCGCUCAAUCAAGUUGAUGCAAUUUUAUCGGAGCCGUUUGACACUUUUUCUAUUUUGCCGUGGCAUAGUUUGCACUUUUGGUUUGUUAUACACAGGCAUUUACUCUCUUCGAAAGUUGGAGAUGUAUUGCUUUCACCAAAGGAAGGAUUAAUGUGUGCAAUACCAGUGAAAUUUGAAAAUUUAUGGAAAAUAGCUGCUUCAGUUGGUAUUAUUCAAAAUUUUGAUUUGACUCCAUUUGGCGAUUUAACUCAUAAGGCUCGAAGUGCUGUAGACGCUAUGGUUGAACCUCAGCCACUCUGGGAAUACCCAUCUAUCGUCACUGGAAAAGCUGUAGCUGUCGCUCGUCUAGAUUUCAGUAAACGACCUGUUCCAGCCACUUUUAAAGUUGAUAUCACCUCAUCCAUCGUCGGUACAAAUGCUAUUGUUUUAUGGAUGGAUUGGUUGCAUGAUGGGUAUCAACUUAGGACUGGGCUUCUAAAUACCCCAGAAAUUGGCGAACGUCCGAGAUGGUGCAUUCCACAUCAGCAAGGCGUUUACUUUUUCCCGGAAUUGGAAAGAAAAAGAUUAUCUUGUGCUUCAGUAACACUUGAAGCGAAUUUUUGCGAUGAUGGACAGUUUGUAUUCCAUUUUAACCAUAAUGAAAUGGAGAAAGUUUGUUGA